AUGCGUUCCUUCAUUCUUUCCCUAUCGGCUUUGGUUGCAAUCCUGUCACUUGUGUCCGCCACUGAAGACCCAUGUGCUCAGAUGUGUUCCUAUGUAGAAGGCUGUGCUAAGUCGAAGUUCAAUUCCUACUGCAAGACCUGGCAGUCUCCCCCUGUCUGCUUCGGUCUGAUCAAGAAAUCCGAUGGUUCGAUCUGCUUCGAGCCCACUGAUGCUGAUUGUGUUGGAGAGCCUAUCGCCUGUGACGAGCAGCAACCCACUGGCGUCCCUGGCACAUCAACGAUGGAGAGUUCCACAGAAGUACCUGUGACUACCACUGCUGGCGUCGAGUCUUCUGUUGUCUUAACUUCACCAGCUGAUGAGACUUCCCCUAUUGCCGAGACCACUCUCUCUGAGUAA
Messenger RNA from Perkinsus marinus ATCC 50983, 396 nucleotides. RefSeq lists its product as hypothetical. The transcript has a single exon. Bases 1 to 396 code for a protein of 131 amino acids. NCBI's taxonomy places the organism in Eukaryota, Perkinsozoa, Perkinsida, Perkinsidae. The record is from RefSeq and is a predicted model, not a curated record.